This is a messenger RNA of Magnolia sinica, 1741 nucleotides long. RefSeq names its product tetraspanin-19. The coding region runs from base 827 to 1453 and encodes 208 amino acids. The transcript is spliced from 6 exons. The record is from RefSeq and is a predicted model, not a curated record. NCBI's taxonomy places the organism in Eukaryota, Viridiplantae, Streptophyta, Magnoliopsida, Magnoliales, Magnoliaceae. Gene Ontology annotation, cellular component: membrane.
GGUUCCUUCGUCAGAUUUCAAAAAUCCUUACCCUUUUAAAGAAAGGCCCGAGAACUUCCCCCAAACCGCCAUUUCUUGAAAAAGAAAAAGAUCCCAAAUUUAGCGAAUCUGCUAUCAUUUGCUCAAUAAAAACCCUAUUUGUUGAUGAAAAAUGUCCCAAAAGCCUCUAAUAUUCUGACAUUUUUCUGUUGAAUGUUCCUGAAAUUUGAGAUUUUCAUAAUCAGAUGUAUGUUUUUCUCUAAUUGGGUUGGUUUUCAGCUAUGAUUUUGCUAAAAAAACCCUAAUUUUCCAACCCUUCUAAUUGCUGGGAAGCUCAAAAUUUUAUAAUCUUUGGACAUUUUCUUUGUUGGGUUUUUUUUCCUGAAAUUCGAUUUUGGUGAUCGUAUCUUUAUUGGGUCGGUUUAUCUGUCUUGAUUUCUUCGAAAAAAUCUUGUUUUUCAAUCCAUUUGCUGGCCCAAAACCGUAAUUUUCGUCUAUUUUCAGAGGGGAUCAGAGCAAAGAUUCAUUAUUCUCUGGUUUCUUUGUUGGGUAUUCGCGAAGUUCCAUUAUACAAUCGAAUUUUGUUGGGUCUGUUCACUUUCUCUUGGUUGAAUCGAAAACUCUCGGUUCUUGAUCAGUUUACAGCUCCAGAACCCUAAUUUUCAUAGAAUCUUGUUAGAGAAAUCCCUGAUAGUCUGUUCUUGGGACUUGGAGUAGAAAAAGAAACGAGUAAAUAGCUUCCUUCUGAUAUUUCCUCCUUGGCAUGAUCUGAAAUUCGGCCCUUUUCUUUUUCUCUUCUGUUGAAAUUGAAUUGAUUGGGCUGGUCUUUCAAAAGGAAGUGUUGUCGAUGGGGAGAAUUGUAAGGAGUUGCCUUCAGUCGCUACUGAAACUUGUGAAUUCGGCUAUUGGGAUGGUUGGGAUUGCGAUGAUUUUGUACUCUUUGUGGAUGUUUAGGAUUUGGUAUAAACAAAUUGACGGAGACCACUUUCCGAUUCCAUGGUUUAUUUAUGCUUUUCUAGGAUUGGGAAUCACCUUGUGUGUGAUAACAUGCUCUGGCCAUAUUGCUGCGGAGACUUUGAAUGGUCAUUGCCUCUCUUGUUACAUGGUGUUUGUCUUUCUUCUGUUCCUGCUUGAGGCUGCAGUUACUGCCGACGUGUUGCUGAAUAGGCACUGGGAAGAUGAUUUUCCGGAAGAUCCAACUGGGAGAUUCGAUGAAUUUAAGAAUUUCGUGAAAUUGAACUUUGAAAUAUGCAAAUGGAUAGGCUCAUUGAUCGUCGCUGCUCAGGGAUUGUCUAUUUUCGUAGCCAUGAUUCUCAGGGCUCUAGGACCAGAUCAUGGAAGCUACUACGACAGUGACGACGAGUAUGCUCCCGCAAGGCUUCCGCUUCUGAAAAACCACGUUCAGCAGAUUCCUUAUGUUGCGGACCCUCUUUUUCCAUUGAAGAAUGAUUCCUGGAAUAAAAACAGGCAGUGAGAACUACAUUGAAGGGACCCACCCAUUUUGUGGCGAGAGGGUUGGCUCCAGUGAUUUGUGAUACUGUCAAUGGAAGGCCUCCCCCUAUCCUGAGCGAAGCAUGUCUAAUUGAAAAAUUAAAAAUGGGCGCUUGCUUGAUGGUAAGGGCAUCAGGGUUUGAUACACAGAUGAAAAUAUGCAUUGCUGUACUAUUCUUGUAGCACUCUUAAACAUUUGAUAAAAAUUAGAUUGUUACUACAACUGCUUUUGUUGCAUACACUCUUAGUAAAAUGCGCUUUGCGCUUCACU